AUGUUACAACCCGAUUCCUGUGCCUGUGGGAUGAACAAUUUAGAAUUGUUCCAAGUCCCUCCCACUAACAUUGCUUUAGAAGAGUCGAAAUGGGAAGAAUAUUACCCUAUUUCCAGUACUUUAGAUUCCGAUACGGCUCCCAUCGAAUUUGAAAUUAAAGGACAAGGAGAUCAAUAUCUGGAUUUAUCUCAAACUUAUCUUCAAAUGGUGUGUCAAUUUACUCAAAAUGAUGGAAGUGCUCUGGCUGGAGAUCCGGCUAAAAUAGCUCCGGUGAAUAAUAUCUUACAUUCCAUGUUUACGGAAAUCGAUGUCAGUCUGAAUGGGAAAAUAGUGACCUCGGGGACGGAUACUUAUCCUUACAAAGCGUAUCUGGAGAAAUUAUUGUCCUACCAACCCAGAACUUUAAACACACAGAUGAAAGCCUGUAGUCUGUGGGAAAAAGAUACGGCAGGACACAUGGACGAAGUGGGAUUAGAGGCUCUGACAGUUUCCGGCGCAGCUGCUAGCAGGACCUUUAAUAAAAACAAUGAUGAUAGUGUGACCAUUAGCAAACCCAUCCUCACAGAGUACCCGGCCGAUUCUAAAAACGAAGGAUUCCGAAAAAGAAACCAAGCUAUUGCUGGGAGUAAGAAAAUCACUUUGUUGGAUCGUUUACAUCUGGAUUUGUUUCAACAAGAUCGAUUUCUACCUAAUGGAGUGGACGUCCGUUUGAGAUUUAAUCGCGCUAGACCUGCUUUCUACAUGAUGACCGGUCAAGCCAAUACGGGAAAAGUGAAAAUAUUAAGUAUGGUCUUGUGGGUGAGAAAAGUCAAACCUGCCCCUACUUUGAUGAAUCAGAUCAAUCAAAAUCUGAAUACUCACAGAGCUAAAUAUCCCUUGAGAAGAGUGGAAGUGAAAACCUUUACCAUCCCCACAGGAACCCAGUCUAAGAUUACCGAUCAUCUGUUUCAAGGCCAGAUGCCUAAACGUCUCAUUUUAGGCUUUGUGGAGAAUGCGGCCUUUAACGGAGAUAAAACUAAAAAUCCCUUUCAUUUCCAAAACUUUGGGAUCAAGAAAUUAGACGUCAGUAUCAACGGAGAGACCAUGAGUACUCGAUGUUUUGAACCUAAUUUCAACGACGAUUUAUAUCUGAGAUCUUAUCUCAGUCUGUAUCAAGCUCUGGGAAAAUUAGGAGAAGAUUGGGCUCCAGACAUUACCCUAGAAGAGUAUAAAAGCGGCUACACUCUAUGGGGAUGGGAUUUCACUAAAGAUCAAGAAGCGCAAUCGGAUAAAUUCCAUCUCAUAGAAACAGGAAAUCUGAGAGUAGAAGUGCAGUUUACCGGCAAUACGGCCACUACCUUAAAUUGUGUGGUGUAUGCAGAAUUCGAUAACGUCUUAGACAUUAACAAACAGAGAGAAGUGGCUAUUGAUUACUAA
Messenger RNA from Saccostrea cuccullata (small rock oyster), 1416 nucleotides. RefSeq lists its product as uncharacterized. NCBI's taxonomy places the organism in Eukaryota, Metazoa, Mollusca, Bivalvia, Ostreida, Ostreidae. The transcript has a single exon. The record is from RefSeq and is a predicted model, not a curated record. The coding region runs from base 1 to 1416 and encodes 471 amino acids.